GAAAAUGACCACUUCUUCUCUUCAAUCCCCAAUAGCCAAAAAGCUAGAAGGCAAGGUAGCAAUUAUAACUGGUGGAGCUAGUGGUAUAGGAGCAGCCACAGCUAGACUUUUUGUUCAACAUGGUGCAAAAGUUACAAUUGCGGAUAUUCAAAAUGAUCUCGGAAAUUCAUUAGUAAAACAAAUUGGCACAGAACACAUAACAUUUGUCCAUUGUAAUGUCACGAUUGAAUCAGAUGUUCAAAACGCAGUAGAUGCAACAAUUGCCAAAUUUGGUAAGCUUGACAUAAUGUUCAGUAACGCUGGUGUAUUAGGUAAGCCAAUUUCAAGCAUUCUAGAUGUUGAUUAUGAUACAAUUAAGGAUGUGUUCGAUGUAAAUGUUGUUGGUGCAUUUUUUUGUGCGAAACAUGAUGCUAGAGUGAUGAUCCCAAAUAAGAAAGGUGUCAUUCUUUUCACGGCAAGUGCUUCGACUGUGGUAUAUGGUACUGGUGUCUCACACACCUCUACAUCCUCAAAAAAUGCAGUUUUAGGGCUCUCAAAGAAUCUUGGAGUCGAAUUAGGAAAAUAUGGAAUAAGAGUUAAUUGUGUUUCUCCUUAUUGCAUUAGCACACCGUUGAUGCUAAAUGGAUUUGGAAUAGAUAAACAAAAGGCAGACAAAUGGUUUGAAGAAGGAGGAAAUUUGAAAGGAGCUUCAUUGGAUGAACAAGAUGUAGCAAAUGGAGUGUUGUACUUGGCAAGUGAUGAUUCCAAAUAUAUGAGUGGACAUAAUCUCAUACUUGAUGGUGGAUUUAAUACCACAAAUGUGGCUUUAACAAAGGCCUACAAGAAGUUGUUUCCAUCAAAUGAUUGAUCAUCACAUCAUUCUAAUAUCCAAUAUGCAUAUAUAUUAUGAACUAUAUCAAUAAUAAA
Solanum tuberosum (potato) is the source of this 906-nucleotide messenger RNA. RefSeq names its product secoisolariciresinol dehydrogenase-like. The transcript has 2 exons. The record is from RefSeq and is a predicted model, not a curated record. NCBI's taxonomy places the organism in Eukaryota, Viridiplantae, Streptophyta, Magnoliopsida, Solanales, Solanaceae. The coding region runs from base 5 to 847 and encodes 280 amino acids.